Molecule: messenger RNA, 1232 nt
Organism: Prosopis cineraria
Lineage: Eukaryota; Viridiplantae; Streptophyta; Magnoliopsida; Fabales; Fabaceae
Product: putative leucine-rich repeat receptor-like serine/threonine-protein kinase At2g19230
Exons: 3
Coding region: 90-1022 (310 amino acids)
Source: RefSeq, a predicted model, not a curated record
UCCCAACAGAUGAACAGAUAAUGAUCUCAAUCUCUACUCAUGCUCCUCAGUUCAUUCUGUGUUCCACUUUCCUGAAACUUUGAGCAACCAUGAAGAUCAGACCACUCUGGAUUCUGGCUUUGGUCGUGUCUGUUUCAUUGAUCAUCCAUCUUCAAAAGUCGGCACAAGUUGUUGCAUCUAAUGCUGAUACUGAUACAAGUCGGGAGAUAAGCAUUGAUUGUGGGGUAACUGGAGAAAGUCAGGAUUCAAAUGGAUUUCAUCACGAGGCAGAUGAUGCAGAGUUUGUAGAACCUGGUAAAAUAUACAACGUGUCUUCUGAUGACAUCUAUGCUAAUAGCCAAGAACAGGUUUGGGAGCAAAUGAAAACACUGAGAAGUUUCCCGGAAGGGAUGAGAAACUGCUACACACUCAAACCCAAGAAUGGCAAAGGCAGCAACUAUCUCAUUAGGGUUUACAUGUCAUAUGGAAACUACGACCACGAAAACUCUAUUCCAUACUUCCAUUUACGUCUUGACGUCAAUUUUUGGGAAGAAAUUAAGUUCCAGAAUGUCACUGUUAUUCGACGAAAAACAGUCGUUCAACUCUCCACAACAAACUACAACGAUGUCUGUCUUAUCAACGUUGGUAAAGGAACACCUUUUGUAUCGUUGUUGGAACUUUGGCCUUUGUCAAAUCCUAUAUAUCGAGCCUACUCUAGUUUACUCCCAUUAGGCCUCAUGACGUGUGUUAACCUGGGUAUGACCGAAAAGCUUAAAUUUAUCAGAUAUGCAGAUAUCUAUGGUAGGUCCUGGUUCAAUGGGAAGAUCGACAACUCAAAGCCAAUCUCCAUAUUAGAAGCAAUAGAUGGUGACGUGAAAGAAUACAAACUACCAAUUGGAGUGUUGACAACUGCAGUCCAAGCACAAAAUGAUUCGUCUUCAUUAUAUAUCAACUUGACCUACAUUAAUUUUACAGCAGAUAGCGAGCACUAUGUUUACCUUCUCUUUUUUUUUAUUUCAAGGAGCAUUCUAAUGAUGAAGUAAGAAACAUGGAAGUCACUUUCACUGAUACGAUCCGAAAGCCUGUAAAUCUUGAAUACAUGGAUGUCUAUACCUUGGUUAAGAGAAUUCCAAAACGGGUUAUUCUUAAUCGUAUUUCAAUGACAUCGAUCCCAUGCUCUGGUUUACCCGCCAUGAUCAGUGCCUACGAGAUUUACAGAGCACUACCCCAACGAAAUACCCCAACUCAUGAAG